AUGUUUAAUCAUAAAAGGAGCGUGAACAUUGUUAGACGUAGAGGUUUUUCUUCUGAACUGCAAUACUUCGAUAUUAAGGCCUCAUCACCGAACUCUACUUGUCGCCAUACAAAACAAAGUCCCAUACUCGUUGUUGACGAACUAGGAUAUCUGUGUAAUUAUUUUAAUCUCCUGACAAAUAGUUGUUGCCCGUUUCAAAAAUUAACACAGCGCUUUUUUUGUCAUUCAUGCAAAUCUAAUUACUGCUGUUCUAUCUACGAACAUUGUGUUUCUUGCUGCCUCAAUCCAAUUAAUAAAUCCCUGUGGGAUAAAGUUCAAAAUCUUAGUGCUAACUAUAAACGUCAUCUACAAUUAGCUACAGAUGCAUUCGAAUUUUGUAUAGCAGUUUGUAGAACUUCUUCACUAAGUGUCUUGCAUGAAAAUCGGUACCGCAAUUUGGAAGAACUUUAUUGCUUUGGGCUGAAAAUAAAUUUUUAUAGAUUUCAUCAAUAUUUGCAACACUUGUUUGGUCAUAUUAAUGAUGAUAAAAGUAGUAAAACACGGAGAAAACCUCUUUCGAAAGCUCCUACUACUGCAAACACCACUAACAGUGUUACUGUCAACAUAUCAUAUGCAGAUAAUUCCUUGCCUGUAUUAUCUAGAAAUACUCAACAAAAGAAACAUUAUAAUUUCUUAAUAAAAAUGCUUAAACGUGACAGUCUCUUGCCAGAAUCACUAUGGAAUAACGUUUAUAAUCAACUAUGUGAUAAUUUUGUUUGUGAAUUAAAUUCUUUGCAUCGGAAUUUUCAUCAACUCACAUCUACCAGUGCAUUUGUUAAUUAUGUUAUUCAAUAUCUGGGACGUUCAUUUAGUAUGAAACAUAAUAUUAUUCAGUUAACCGAUAUUGGAUUAUCAGAGUCAUUUAAACAUAAUAAUAUUGACAGUACUUCAAUUGAUGUGAAAACAAAAGAACAAAUAUUAUCACACUUGACAGAGGCUCUUGCAAAUACCUUAAUAAAAUAUCCAAUUCAUUUAGCUUAUAAAAGAUCACCUUCAGGCUUAGAAACUGUCAAAUCGUACGUCUCUACAUUUCGUAAACAAUGCAAGGAAGUUCUAGAAUAUUGCCUAUCACACUUCGAGGCAAAUUAUUUAGUAUUUACUAUGAGAAGUGAUAAAAGUUACAAUUUAUCGAAUAUUUCAACGAAUGAUAAUGAUAAUGAUGACGAUGAUAUUUCGUCUAGUUCGUAUACAAAUUCAACGGAUAAAACACACUAUAAUAAUUAUUCUGUUGUUGAAUUGAUUAGAAAUUAUGAUGGACUUCAAGUUUUAUGUAGAACAUAUUGCGUCUACUAG
This is a messenger RNA of Schistosoma guineensis, 1332 nucleotides long. NCBI's taxonomy places the organism in Eukaryota, Metazoa, Platyhelminthes, Trematoda, Strigeidida, Schistosomatidae. The record is from the annotation of a GenBank genome assembly.